UCGAGUGUUCAGCAUUUUCCACAGAGCCAGAGCUGAAAGACAGUAAAAAGGGAAGAAUGAGCCUUUAUUUCUUCAGUUAGUCGACUGACUACAGUGUGGACCUAAACUUUACACUUUGGUUACACUGAAGUGUUGCUGUUUGUAAAGUGUAAAGUCUGAAGUGUAAAGUGUUCUGUCUUGCAGAAGAAAAAGAAGAAAAUGGCAUUCAUGGUGAAGCACAUGAUAGGGGGGCAGCUGAAGGAUCUCACCGGGGGUCUUGGGGAGGAAAAGGCUGAAGGUGAGAAGUCCGAGGCUGCAGCCAAGGGGAUGACACAGGAGGAGUUUGAGCAGUACCAACAGCAGCUGGCGGAGGAGAAGUUGGAGCGAGAUGCCAGCUUUGCUCAGAAGAAAGCAGAGAGGGCCACAGUCAGGAGCCACUUCAGAGAGAAGUACAGACUGCCAAAGAGUGAGCUGGAUGAUACGCAGAUCCAGGCUGCCAAUAAGGAUGUGGAGCUGCCCACUGAGCUGGCAAAGAUGAUCGCUGAAGACAACCAGGAGGAAGAGCAGAAACAGUCCGUCCUUGGUCAACUGGCCAACAUCCAGAAUGUUGAUGUGGACCAGCUGAAGGACAAAGCACAGGCCACCCUUGAAGACCUCAAACAGUCAGCUGAAAAGUGUGAAGUCAUGUGAUUUAGAUCCAUAAACACAAGCCUCAGGGUGAGAGAGCUGAUCCAGGAUCGGAUUUUUCUCAUAGUUCUCUUGGUCAUAACAAUUAAACAUAAACAGAUACAGAAACAGCACAUUCCAAAUAAACACAAAUAAAUUCAGUGAAACAAUGUUCAUGUUGUAUCAUCUGACAGUAAAGCACAUAUUCCCCUAAAAGGAAAAAGUCAUAAUAACUUCAUAAGCGUUUUCUUCCUUAAUGCACUUGUAAUAACCUGCUCUUUAUUGUGCUUGUUUUGUGUCCUCCAACAGUCUAUACAUAAACAUGUUAAAAGAGUUCCACCUUCUGUUUUUUUGUAUAAUAUGUAUAUGAAUUAUAUAUGUAUAUUCUUUAUGUCAUUUAUUAUGUCAUUUGUUAUGCUUCUUUGUUCUUUGUAAUAUCAGUUUAGUAAGCUAACUGCUGAAAGAAGAAAG
Messenger RNA from Pygocentrus nattereri (red-bellied piranha), 1116 nucleotides. It is a transcript of the gene cplx3a, whose product is annotated as complexin 3a. Gene Ontology annotation, cellular component: SNARE complex; terminal bouton. The coding region runs from base 199 to 669 and encodes 156 amino acids. Gene Ontology annotation, molecular function: syntaxin binding. Lineage: Eukaryota; Metazoa; Chordata; Actinopteri; Characiformes; Serrasalmidae. The transcript has 3 exons. The record is from RefSeq and is a predicted model, not a curated record. Gene Ontology annotation, biological process: regulation of neurotransmitter secretion; neurotransmitter transport; synaptic vesicle exocytosis.